This is a messenger RNA of Halichondria panicea, 2407 nucleotides long. Its product is annotated as serine/arginine repetitive matrix protein 1-like. The record is from RefSeq and is a predicted model, not a curated record. The transcript is spliced from 6 exons. Lineage: Eukaryota; Metazoa; Porifera; Demospongiae; Suberitida; Halichondriidae. Bases 111 to 2129 code for a protein of 672 amino acids.
ACUGAGAAGUCAUCUAGCUAGCUCUGAAGUUGGUUUAGUGCAGCUAGCUGUAUAUGUUGAUACAUUGUAGAUGCAUUGUAGUGUAGUAGUCUAACAGAUCAGCUCUGAGAAUGACCAAUAAAGCAACUGACAUGCAAUCUGCAAGCAGAGAGAAGCCCAGGCUAACCACUACUAGAUCAGCUCCUGCAUUAAUCUCUACCAGCUCAACGAUGCAAGUGCAUAGACGACAAAGAACCAAACAGAUGCAGCAGCCUAAGAUAUCAUCUAUCAACUUGAGAUGCAAAAGUUUCCCAAAUGAGGCAUGCAGAGCUGGUGUUGAUAACAACAAUGUAAUCGAUAGCAUAGCAGAGCCAUAUCUCGUGCCAAUAACCACCAACAAGACUUUGAGUCAAGUAACCAAGGCAAAGAAAGUUGCUCUACUACCCAGGACAGCACAGAGUGGAGUGUGUUCACAGAAGGCUGUUUGGGAGAGCUCAAGAAGACUUGUCCCACCACCAAGGCAGGUCUCCAGAAACACUUCCAGUGUCAAACUACCAAACGAACAAUCGAAACGUGUAUCCUUUGUGUCACAAGAUAAACUGUGUCAAAGCAAACGGAGGGAGUUAGCUUAUCUCGUAGUAGAUCUAUCCACCGCUAGAGAAAGAAAGAAAAGUUUCGAUGACCUGGAUGCUGAGCUAGAGCUACGGUUAGCCCGAGAAGACAGAUCCUCACUCACUCGCUCAAACACAAUCAGUGGGAGAAUCAAGGCACCCAAGAGCCCUCAAGACAGGGCACAGAUGACCACACCCAGGCCCAAAGUCCUGCUGACCUCACCCGGACCCAUCCCCCCUAAGAGAGGGGUCAGGAAGUGGCCACCAAGCUCCUCCUCUAGCGGCAGUGGUACCACUCCUAGCGAGAGAAUAUCCACUAGCAGCAAUACGGACAGUGGUGGAACAGCUGAGUCAGCAAACCUGUCUGAUUUAUCCUCUGAUGCUUUCCUGUCAUCAACCGAAGUUUCAAGUGAUAAGAAAUGCUCCCCACGCUUGAACAAACAAACAAAUAAACAACCUAAACGACGUGCCCCACCCCCUCCACCCAACACACUUCCACGAUCCAUCCCCCCACCCCCAUAUGGUCCUGCCCCCAUACUCCUCACACCCCCACAGCCGCUAAAGCACAUGAGAGAUAAAUCACCCUCUCUCUCUGUACAGACUAGAAGAUUGUCCAACACCGAUACAAAGCCAAAAGUGUGUACGUUAGGAAAGAGCAACUCCAUCACUCAACUCAGCAGUGGGCGGCCAUUUGUCAGACCACGCCCUCCCAACACAAAGACAAAGCCAAAGGUGAAGGAGGCAAAGGUGAAGGAGAGCAGGUCAACAUCACAAGUUGGACUGCAACCGAAAAUGAGGCCAACUAUCUCCAGUCCGCAUCUGAUCAGCUCAACAAAGGCCAUUUCGAGUAAGAGUAAGCCGGUCUCGGGUCCAUUCCGUCGUCUUCCGAGCCCACCUUUGGUAUCGGAAAGUAUCCCCACACAAACACAUUUAUUGCACACUACACAAGAUGGUUUCAACUCUCCGUACGAAGAUGUUGAAUUCAGCCCACCAUCUCCAUCACUUCCGAUACCUCCCCCUCGCCCGAAACGCGACCAGAAGAGACAAUCAAACUCAUCAGGAACUAAAGCUACCCAAAAACCUUUUUUUGUAUUACCCUCACAGAACAUUGCUUGCUCCAAACCACCCUCACAAAGCCUCUCGUCCCUACAGAGGAAGUUAGACAGUAGUCCCUCACCCAAACCAUGUGGUGUACCGAUGGAUUAUUCGGAGCCUGUUCUGAGCGGGGAGAUGAAAGAGAGUGAUGAUGAUGAGCCGGUGGGAGAUUACGUUGAUAUGGGCCCAGGAGUACUCACUGAGUGGACCCAAUCCAGGGUGACAGAGGAGGAGCAAGACCACUCUGAAGAUUGCUAUGUGGAAAUGCAGCCGGGGCUCGAUCCAUUUGCCUCUGACAAACCUGAGCCUAUUUAUAUCGAGAUGAAUUCGCAAGACUUCGUCAGACCACCCCCUGAGAAACCAGAGUCUCUGUACUACGCCACUAAAGACUUGUUCUUUAACAGAAAAGAUCUACAAGUGCAGGCGUCUUCAAAGAGGACUUGACAUCACUUAAACUUGCAAGUAUAUACAGUGUGCCUUUGGUUUUUAUGAACUAUAAAUUAUUAUUUUUGUAUCAUGUACGCCACUCCAUAUAGGUAGACAAGGUGUGAGGCAACUGCACCAUAAUCAUCAUUAAUUUCCUUGUCCUCAUAUUGAUCUCCUUGAAUCAUCUCUCACAUCACAGGUUGUCAAGUAUCAUAUAUAAAUGAUUAUAAUUAUAUAUUAUUUUUGUUGCAAAUAAUUAUUAAAAAUUAAGUGAACAAUGAAUUGUGUAAAAAUAA